UGAUCCUUCAGUCAUCUUGAUCUGCUGCAGACUCCGUGACUUUUAACAGUUUGUUUCCACUUGUAGCUGUGCUUAACUAGCCAUCUCUUGGAGCCUCCGCCACUGAAGGUGUCUGCUCUUUUCUUCCAGACUGGACCCUCUCUCUCCUCUCCCUUUCCUCACUCUGUCUGGCACGAGAGGAAGUGAGAGACAGUUGGCUCUUGCUUGUCUGUACUGUAUUGGUGGUGGCAAAAUGGCAGCUUCUGUCUCAUCCGUCCUCCUUCCUGUACCUCCCUCACCCUCUCCUCUGAGAGAAGUAACCCAGAUUUCAAAAUGAAUCGCCGCCUAUUCCCCUCAAUCUUUUUCCUCUCUCUCUCUCUCUCUCUCUCUCUCUCUCUCUCUCUCUCUCUCUUCCUCUAGCUCUCUCUUUCUCUCUCUCCUUCUCUUGUCCUCUUCUUAGUAAAAACAGAAUCAAUCAAUCUUGGAAAGAGAAUACCAUCUCUCUAUCUCGUCCUCCUCCUCACCCUGCCUCUGGGUUAACGGAUACAUACCACCUCACUCUUCUAUCUUUGGUUCCUAGAAAGCUUGAGUCUCUCGAAACGCUUGUUGCUUUCUCUUCUUAUUUUACUUGAUUUUUCUUUAUUUUUUAUAUUUUUUUUAUUUUGGCUGAUUCUUGUCCACUUCCCACAGCACAGCCUCUCUGGGUUUUUCUGUCUUUUCUAUCUGUCUUCCCCCCCCCCCCCUUUUUUUUGAGGUUACAAGCUACAGGUGUGACACCUUAGCCUUUCCUUUGAAGUGAGCCAGACGAAGAGACGAAAGGGGGAGAGGAAGAGAAGAAAGCUGUCCUUCAGUCGAGCCUUUCCUCCAAAAUCACCACAAAUUCAGUGGUGUGCAACUCUUGCACCGGAAUCUUAGCAGCUAAUAUUUGUCGUUUUGCACUUUUCUCCAGCACAUUGUGUUCCCUGUAGACGUAUACAUAUUAUUCUGGUCCAAACUUUUCUUCAGAAAUGGGACUAAUUGCUAAUAAGGGCAGGCAGGAAGUCGGGAGAGGAUACGGGCUCUAAUAUUGGAGCAGGUGGUGGGGGCAUUGUUGACAUGGCAAAAGGAGGUCCAGUUGACAUGACGACGAGGGGCUGGGGAGUUGGGGGAUUAGUCAUAGCUCCCAGGGAGAUAGCGAUAUAGGGGGUGCAGAGAGAGGGAGAUGUCGGUAGAAUGGACAGGCGCUAUGUGGGACACAGUCUUUUGCCUGCACAACUCUGUACCUCCUUACUGACACUCAUCAUCCAUUCCCUUCCUCUCUACCUCCCUCCUCCCCUCUUUCGACCAUAUCCUCCAGGCAUCAUGUCUACCCCGGUCUCCCCUACCCCAUCUCUCUCCCCAUUGACACUGGCCUCCCCUACAUCAGCAACCUCCCCCGGUGCCUCCCCUUUGCCCUCGCCCCUCUCCCCUCCACCCAGGGUGCCCGUGUUCCAGAGGAAGGGAGCACUCAAACACAAGAGGAUUGUCGAGGUCAAAGAUCAUCAGUUCACGGCUCGCUUCUUCAAACAGCCCACCUUCUGCAGCCACUGCACCGACUUCAUCUGGGGCAUCGGCAAACAGGGAUUCCAAUGUCAAGUGUGCAGUUUUGUGGUCCACAAAAGAUGUCACGAGUUUGUGACCUUCACUUGUCCUGGCUCUGUGGCGGCCCCCAGACCAGAUGACCUGAAGAGUCGACACACAUUUAAGAUCCACACCUACUCCAGUCCGACCUUCUGCGACCACUGUGGCUCGCUGCUGUAUGGCCUCAUACACCAGGGAAUGAAAUGUGCCUGUUGUGACAUGAACGUCCAUCGACGGUGUGAGACCAGUGUUCCCAGUCUCUGCGGCCAGGACCACACAGAAAAGAGAGGAAGAAUCCACCUGACUGUCAGAGGAGAGAAGGAGGACGUCUACGUCACAGUGGGGGAGGCUCGUAACCUGAUGCCCAUGGAUCCUAACGGCCUGUCAGACCCGUACGUUAAACUGAAAUUGAUUCCAGACCCGAAGAGCCACAGCAAACAGAAGACCAAGACCAUCCGCUCCACACUGAAUCCCAUCUGGAAUGAGAGUUUCACCUUCUCAGUGCGUGGUCACCAGUGGGACAGACGUCUGUCUGUGGAGGUAUGGGACUGGGACCGCACGUCCAGGAACGAUUUCAUGGGCGCGCUAUCAUUCGGAGUGAGCGAGAUCUUCAGGCGUCCGAUCUGUGGUUGGUUCAAACUACUGGCCCAGGAUGAAGGAGAGUACUACAACAUCCCCGUGCCAGACCCAGACCUUCAGGAGCCUCAGCCAGACGAUACAACACCCUCUCUGCCUCCAGCAAUACCUGCGCCACUGUCUGAACCGUUUCCUGCCGUUCUCUCCCCGACCCCUGUCCCACCCUGUCCACCGGUCCACACCCCAGGCCCCAGCAAAGUCAAAGUGGGCAUCCUGGACUUCAACUUCCUCAUGGUGCUUGGCAAAGGCAGCUUUGGCAAGGUGCUGCUGGCAGAGGAGCGAGGCAGCGAGCGUCUGUUCGCCGUGAAAGUGCUGAAGAAAGACGUUCUCUUCCAGGACGAGGACACGGAGAGCGCCCUGGUGGAGAGGAGGGUCCUGGGGCUCUCCUCUCGCCCGCACUUCCUCACAUCGCUCUACUGCGCCUUCCAGACUGAGGACCGUCUGUAUUAUGUGAUGGAAUACGUCAACGGAGGAGACCUGAUGUUUCACAUUCAGAUAGUUGGCAAGUUCAAAGAGCCUCACGCAGCGUUUUAUGCAGCAGAGAUAGCGGUCGGCCUCUUCUUCCUCCACAGCAAAGGCAUCAUCUACAGGGAUCUAAAGCUGGAUAAUGUGCUGCUUGACAGUGAGGGCCACAUAAAAAUAGCCGACUUCGGGAUGUGCAGGGAGGGCAUGUUCGAGGGCGACACCACUCGCACCUUCUGUGGCACCCCCGACUACAUCGCUCCUGAGAUUGUGGCAUAUCAGCCUUAUAAUAAAGCAGUGGACUGGUGGUCUUACGGAGUACUGCUGUAUGAAAUGCUGGCAGGACAGCCACCAUUUGAUGGUAUUGAUGAGGAGGAGCUGUUUCAGUCCAUCAUGGAGCAGUGUGUCUCAUACCCAAAAAGUCUCUCCCGUGAAGCUGUCGCUAUCUGCAAGGGACUCCUGACGAAGCACCCGGCCAAGCGUCUGGGUGGAGGAGAGGAAGCAGAGAGAGAGAUCAGGGAGCAUCCGUUCUUCCGCUGGAUUGACUGGGAUCGUCUGGAGAGACUGGAGAUCCAGGCGCCCUUCAAACCCAGAACUGGUGGAAAAAAAGGGGAAAACUUUGACAAGUUCUUCACAGCAGCUCCGUCAGCACUCACUCCCUCUGACCCGGAGAUACUAGCCGCCAUGAACCAGGAAGACUUUGAGGGCUUCUCCUUCCUCAACCCAGACUUUGCCCCCUCGCCUCUCACUGCUGUUUGAAAAUAGCUUCCACCACCCCUCCAAGUGCACCCAAACUGCCCUGUUAUCCCCUUACAAGUAGUUUUAUUACAGAGAAUUUGAACAUCUGACACCUCUCAUUACCAAAUUCUGACGUUUACAUGGAAAUGCCAAGACACCUUUAUACCCAUGCAAUCUCUUCGAUGUAUGUAUUUCAUCUUGAUAGUCACAGAAUAUGUUGCAACAAUGCAAACAAUACCGAUAUCCUUAUUGCCAUCUUAGAGUUUUUUGUAAGACCUCCCUUAACUUGAUAUAAGAAUACUGUAGUAUGAUUACAUACUUCAUCUGUAUGCAUGCAGUGUUUUUAGAAUGAAUUACUUUCAGACACUAGUUUUCUAUAGCAUAGAUUAUCCAAGAAUGAUAUAUAACGUUACAUCCAAUUUAUUUAAACCAUUUUUGAUUGCUUUGAUUAGAAUCAUCUUGUGUUGUGAGAAACCAAACAUUUACAUUUUUCCAGUCGGGUCUUUUCUCAUUCAGCUCUGGUAAAGAAAUCCAGGUAGUAGGCAAAACAAGUCUGUCACUUUUGAAUCCCUUUGCAGUUCAUGACUAAAGAAGUUUCCUAGGUACACACACAGUACAGUAACUCAGCAUCAGAAGCACUGUAAUCCUAAAUAUCUAUCUCAUUGUGUGUCGGACUGUUGACACUUUGACUGUGAUGCAAACUGAGUGGUAGCCAUUUUUAAUCUUUUGGCAUCCUGUGGAAGCGCUCAGUCAGGUUCCUCUGGCCUGGCAGGACCUCCCAGUUUAACGUCACACCAGUGACCUCGGAGGACCCGCUGAGACGCUGCAACAGUGCAGCGGGCACAAUGUGACAGUUAAUGUAGGCUGCAGCGCUGCCCCCACUCCCCCCCCCCCCCCCCCCCAGCUCAGGCCCACUCUGCCUGACUCUGUUAUCACCAGGAGGAGGUCCUCACAUUGCCGCCACAGUUUGGCUCACAUCAUUUUUUUAUUUACAAAUUGAUGUGUUUUUUUCUAUUAUUCCUGCGCAAACUGUGGAAUUAGGCCUUGCAGAUUACAGUAUAUGCACUCUUAUUGCCAGCUGACAUUUGCACUGAAUUAUCUGUUUGCAGUUUUAGAAAAUACGCCUUUUAGUAAAGUUUUCUGCAGCUAAAACAAGACCCUUGUUAGUUUGCACAGGUAUAGAUACUAUAUUAUUUUAGUGGUGUAUACCAUAAAGCGUUUUGCUCUGUAAUGACGUAUUCACAGCAUUGAUUAGGACGUAAUUAAAAGCGAGGCUCACUGGGACUGUUCAAUACAUGGAAAAAUAAUAGCAGCACUGUCAUUAAACACUAUCUGAGCAGGGCAGGUGGCUGCAAACACACAGUUUAAUAAUCCCAUUUCAGAGCUCUUAUCUCACAAACCAGCUGCUCAUUUCACACAGAAAUCUGUUUGAGUUCCCUUAAUGCAUUUCUAUUAUUAUUAUUAUUACUGUUUUUUUUUUUUGACUACAUUCUGUGUCAGCAUAAUGAUAACUACAAUCAUUUCUCAUCUGGAGGAGCAAAAUCUUACAGUUUGUUUUCAGUGCAGAUGUUUGUGCCCCUGUAAUUGUGGCCAACUGUAAAAGGUCAGAGCAGUCAAUCUCUCAGUUUAUCUUAAGGUCAAAUGUCACAACACACAAUACUUCAAUACGGUAUAUACGUUAGAUAAUACAAUCAGUAAUAGAUAAUGCAGUAGAUAAUUUAUGUAUUUGUUAGUUGAGUCAAUUUCUGUUUUCAUGUGCUGGAAAAACGACAUUGAAAUAAAGUCACUAAAAAAGUCAUUAAACAAGAACAAGUGUUUCAUUCUGUGAUGUUUGUGUGAAGCUGCUGAGAAACAAACAGGCUCAGCCUCUCGCUUUGUCUUCUCCACACGCCUCUCUGUC
Molecule: messenger RNA, 5314 nt
Organism: Seriola aureovittata
Lineage: Eukaryota; Metazoa; Chordata; Actinopteri; Carangiformes; Carangidae
Gene: prkcg
Product: protein kinase C, gamma
Exons: 18
Coding region: 1192-3435 (747 amino acids)
Biological process (GO): protein phosphorylation
Molecular function (GO): zinc ion binding; ATP binding; diacylglycerol-dependent serine/threonine kinase activity
Source: RefSeq, a predicted model, not a curated record